GAAAGCCUUGCAAACUUGGAGCGGCAGAUAUUCGCCUUCGAGGGCAGCUAUCUCGAGGAUACACUCACGUACGGGAACGUCAUACGAGGUUGGGACGGCUACCAGUCUCAGAACAAGUCCGGGAGUAGCAAGAACGAGAGAAAUCGAGAAAGAAAAUCUCGGCAUCUGACCGUCCUCUCUCCCGUUCCUCAGUCACUUCAC
Geodia barretti is the source of this 201-nucleotide messenger RNA. NCBI's taxonomy places the organism in Eukaryota, Metazoa, Porifera, Demospongiae, Tetractinellida, Geodiidae. The record is from the annotation of a GenBank genome assembly.